Messenger RNA from Aplosporella prunicola CBS 121167, 2035 nucleotides. RefSeq lists its product as uncharacterized. Bases 114 to 1859 code for a protein of 581 amino acids. The record is from RefSeq and is a predicted model, not a curated record. NCBI's taxonomy places the organism in Eukaryota, Fungi, Ascomycota, Dothideomycetes, Botryosphaeriales, Aplosporellaceae. The transcript is spliced from 4 exons.
AUAAGGAUUGAACAAUGUUGGCUUUCUGGUUUCGCAACGUUUGACAGCUCACCUAACCAUGGAUCCGCCCAACCGGACCCACUUGCUCACCGUUCUCACUGACUGCACUAACCAUGGCACUGUUUUCGCGUUUCGUUUCAUUUUCUUUCAUCGUAUGCACUUUUUCUUUUCUUGCGCAGAAACUAACCCUUCCCGUCAGUGACUUUUCUGAGUAUACCGCCCCAGUGGACGUUGCCCUGUGGACGCAGACCGUUUCUGGCGUCCCCUGCUCCGGAAGCGAUCUCUUUUCUUUUGACCAAUCUGAGGAGUUCUCGGAGAUGGCCCGAAACUUCUUCUCUCUCCCCAAGGAUGAUGAGCAGUCCAUCUCGUCCAGCAUGGGCGACAGCGCGUACAUGAGCCAGCCUGACACUGGCAAGCGCCACAAGAAUGACAAAGCUGCUUUUCAAGUUCCUCAGGACACCAGGAGCCACAUUAUGGAGCCUUUUGUCUACUCCCCAACCCUUAGCACUGGCAGCCAUGGAACUUUCCAAGGAUCCCAGCCGGACCUUAGCCACGUCAUGCUGCCUCCGGCAGUUAGCUCUGACAUGUCAGAGUUUGCUAACUACAGCCACGCUCAGACCAUGUCCCCAACUGAUUUCAGCUUCCGUCAGCCCAUGUUGAGCGGUCAGUCAAGCUGGGCUAACACUGAGAUGCCCAGCUACAGCACGCCCUUCGCUGCCAGCUCUGUCGAGGCACCUUUCAUGUCUCAGCGUCAGAGCAGCUAUCCGAGCCGUGCGGUUCAGCCUUUCUUCGCCUCAUACUCGUAUGGCAUCGACAGCAUGAUCAGCAACUCCUGCGCGGAAGAGAGCAGGAUGCGCACCAAGAGGGUCGACUUUGAGCAGCCCACCGCCGCUCCCUCUGCAGUCCAGAGGCCCCUCAUGCAGCGUCAGGCAUCGACUGAGUCGAGGGCUCGCUCCGAUGUCAUGUCCCCUGCCUCUACCGUCAUGACCGCACCCUUCUCCAUGUUCCAGGGCGGCUCCGAGUACGAAGGCGAGGGCCAGAGCUACAUGCAAAUGACUGGCUCUGACAGCUUCCUUGACAACACUGCCAGCGACAUCCUCAACAGCAGCACCAUGACUGCCGAGGAGGACGAUGAGGAGAACCGGUCGAGCGAGGAGGCCGAGGUCAAGCUGGCCCGCACCCACCCGCUCUACCAAGCCACUACCCGUGACGAUGAUGACAUGUACCACUGCCCUUACGAGGGCCAGGCCAACUGCAUGCACCGCCCCACCAAGCUCAAGUGCAACUACGACAAGUACGUUGACUCGCACCUGAAGCCUUUCCGCUGCAAGAACACCGCCUGCAUCAACGUCGAGUUCUCCUCGACCGCCUGCCUGCUGCGCCACGAGCGUGAGGCCCACGGCAUGCACGGUCACGGCUCCAAGCCUCACCUUUGCGCCUACCCUGACUGCGAGCGUGCCAUCCCUGGCAACGGCUUCCCGCGUCGCUACAACCUGUACGACCACAUGAAGCGCGUGCACGACUACACCAGCCCCGCUCAGGAACCUGGCUCGCCCAAGGGUGGUGCUCAGGCCAAGCGUCCUGCCAGCCGCAAGCGCAAGUCUGCAGGCUCUGCCGAGCAGACCAACGACAAGCGCCAGAAGACCACGGCUGCGCAGACCAAGCAGGCCAACCUCGCCCGUCAGAAGCAGGACCUCGAGAGGGAGCGUCUUCGCAACGACUGGGCUGAGCGCAUGGCGAUGCUGCAGCACCGUCUCAAGGGCUUGGACGAGCCCAAGGACAUUGAGGGCCACCAGCAGAUUAUUGACGAUGCUGCUGCCCUCCAGAAGAUUGUCCUCCAGCUGACUGACAUGGGCUGAAUGAAGAAUUCACUUGUGGAAUCUCAACUUCGAGAAUAAUCAACAAACAACACUUUCCUAGGACUCCGGGCAAACUCCAGGAAUGCAUGGCAAGUACCAUGCGCUUUCUUUUAAACUACCAACUUCCAUUCUUCCCGACGGACUCUGAGAUGGAAUGGACUAUUUUCGCCAUUGCU